Messenger RNA from Homalodisca vitripennis (glassy-winged sharpshooter), 2223 nucleotides. RefSeq names its product protein PTCD3 homolog, mitochondrial. Gene Ontology annotation, cellular component: mitochondrion. NCBI's taxonomy places the organism in Eukaryota, Metazoa, Arthropoda, Insecta, Hemiptera, Cicadellidae. Gene Ontology annotation, molecular function: protein binding; ribosomal small subunit binding; rRNA binding. The record is from RefSeq and is a predicted model, not a curated record. The transcript is spliced from 12 exons. The coding region runs from base 162 to 2168 and encodes 668 amino acids. Gene Ontology annotation, biological process: mitochondrial translation.
AACAAAAUGAACAUUUCCAUAGUUGAGUUGAGUUGACUUUGAGGUUAGUUUCAGUAACAUAAGACUGGAACAUAAAAAUGUAUACCAGUUAAACGGAGUUAUUGAACAUUUUGUUAUUUAGUAAAAUAAUUAAAUCCUGUAAAAAUCGGUAGCAUUAAAAAAUGAACUCUUUUAAGAAAGUUGCAUCAACUAGGUACUCUUAUUUAAUGAGGAAGCUUUUCUUUGAAGUACGGAGACAACAAUUACGGAACACCAGACAGGUUUCAACAACUGAAACAGUGCAGGAGACCAGCAACACCAAUGAAAUUAAAAUUCCCAAAAGAAUUGAAAGAGGACCAACAGACAUCCUUAAGGCUCUUUCUAACACUGUGAAGCGAGAUUAUACUGCUCCGCACUACAAGUACCAUGAUGAUCCAUUCCUCAUCCCCACGUCAAACAUCUCCAAGAGGAUGUUUGCUCUGUCUCAAGAGUCAGGUCGGAAAGCAGCUCAGUGGAUACGCCAGGAACACGCUGACUUGUUCCAACACAGAGUAGCAGACCCACCGAUCGAGGUGUACUUCCCCAGAGCCGUUUACGAUGAGAAAUCCGAAGUGGAUGAAACAGUUUUGCAGAAGGUUAUAGAGCAGCAUCGUGUUUCAGAUGCCCUCACAAUAUACGGUCUCCUGGAAGAAAAUAGUGUCGAGCUGUCGAGAGCCACAAAGCAGAGCUUGCUGGAACUGUUGUGCUAUUACAAUAGCCAGGACCCCCUGGAGGAGGAGUGGAUAGAGGAGAGAUGGUUCAGGCAAGGGAACAGGAGUCGGGAGAAGAAGAAAAAUGUCUGGAAGCGUGGAGGGGUUGUGGAGAAUUUGUUCAAGAACAUGUCACCUCCUGAUGCAGCGUCUUACACUGCGUUGUUGUGUGGACGAGCACAGUUCGGAGACGUGCAGGGGGCAUAUCAGAUUUACCAAGAGGCUCUGGACGCAGGUAUCGGACUGUCUGCCGAUGCCUUCAACGCUCUUAUCACUGGCGCUUCUGUGCUGAAGGAAGGUCAUGAGUUGCGUUGGGCAUUCAUAGAGGAAUUGCUGGCCAGUAUGAAACAACAAGGGGUAUCCCCUAACCUCGGCACCCUGAAUGCUAUUUUGGAGACCCUGAGCUCGAUGUCGAGUAACAAGGAAAGCCAGAAGAGAUCAUUGGCGGUGGUGGCAGAGUUCAGAGCCAUGGGCAUUGAACCUUCUCUUGCAUCCUAUUACUUCCUUCUGAACACUUUCUGCCAGGACAAGAGUAGUAUGCGAAGUGCUAUCCUCGUGAGUAUACUGAACCUACUGGAAGGGAAAUCACUGGAGAUCAGAGAUCCGAGGGAUGUGAUGUUCUUCACGCAAGCGAUGGACGUAUGUCGCUUUCAUCUCUCGGACCUGGACACAGCGCACAGAGUAGACAAACUGUUGCACACAGCGGACAACUACAAUCUCAUCGGUGACUCUUACAAGGAGUCUAUCUAUUAUCGUAACUUUUUCGCUCUGGCUUGUCAAAUGGGAACACUGGAAGAGUUCAUGGAGCUGUAUUACAAGUUGGUACCGAACAUUUACGUCCCUGAACCUGGAAUAAUGGAAGAAAUAAUAAAAACGGUGGACUUGAAUGAAGCGUGGGAACUUCUGCCACGGCUUUGGUCUGACGUAGUGAUGUUCGAGCACACAGACCGUGAGUCCUUGAUCUGUGCAGUCCUGACAGCACUACAGAGGAGUCAGACUGAUGACACGGAGCUGAUGGGACGGUUGGCAGACGUGGCAUGGGGCAUCUGGGAGCGACUGGAGAACCAGAAAGAGAGCAGGUUCAAUAAAAAAAUCAGUUGGACAGGACAGAUGCUGGGAGAUGUGAUGCUGGUGCUGCUGAGAGCUGAUCGCUACCUGCAGGCUGUUGACAUCACAACUGCUCUGGACAAGCGACAGCACGAGAUACUUGGAGUCCCUAGCUUCCAGAGUCUCUCAAUGUUCUUGGGCAAGUCCAUCGAGAGGAAGGAGAUAAAAAAAGCUAUUUGGACUGUCCAGUACUGCUCAGAAGCAGGUUUUGAAGACACAAUAAAGCUUGCUCAGCUGCUGAACAGUUCGGUGCAGCUCGACUCUGACCAGAAGUCUCAGCUGGGCAGCAUCGUUGGUCCCCAGGCAUUGGUUCAGGCUGCAGCCACAGCUUGACAACAGUCCUGUUAAUUGUAUAUAGUAGACUAUAUAAUACACCUUUGUAACUGUA